Molecule: messenger RNA, 2538 nt
Organism: Misgurnus anguillicaudatus (oriental weatherfish)
Lineage: Eukaryota; Metazoa; Chordata; Actinopteri; Cypriniformes; Cobitidae
Gene: sack1e
Product: family with sequence similarity 83 member E
Biological process (GO): signal transduction
Molecular function (GO): protein kinase binding
Source: RefSeq, a predicted model, not a curated record
UUGUUUUCACACCAAACACGGAUAUGUAAUGAAAACAUGAAGGACUUCACUGAAGGAGCGGUUUCGUAACAUUUCCAACCUCUGCAAGGACUACAACAAUGAUUUCUUCAUGGAGCGUUCUGAUUCAUGUCAACUAUUAGACAUUCAGGGGUUAAACAUCUUCAGCGCAUUAAGAACGACCUCAACUAUUUUAAUCAUUUGACAACCUCCUCCUUCGAGCAAGACAGAAAUGCCAGAUCAGCAUAAUUUUUAUAAUGCAGUAAUAUAGCUUUUCUAGAGGGAUCUUCAAACAUGUCAAACUCUCAAGAGCAAAGUCUCAAUGAGAAUAGCAUCUUUUCUCCAUUGACGCCGUCCAGUCCGGAUUACCUGCAUUGCGAGGCUGAAAGGUAUUGUCUGGAAAGUCUCCUCAGCUCAGGAACUGAAGCAUUUUACAGCAGGCUCAAUACUGAACAAAUCACACCGUUCCUCACACCGGGAGAAGUGAAUGAGAUCUCCGGCUGGACUGAGAACUUUCACAACGGUGAUGAGGCACCGGAGGAUGAAAAUGGCGAGGUGGAGGUCGGUUCUGAUGUGGAUGAUCUUUCCGGAAACUAUUUUCCUGAACAGUCGGAUACUUCGGCACCAUGCUUAGAGCUGGGAUGGCCGGAAAAAAAUAGCUGGAUGGAUAUGGGACGAGUUAAUGUUUACACCAACCCUCCUGCAGAAGGUGGGCCGUCCAUACGAGAGGUUCUUAGGAGACACCUGCAGGCAGCCAAUAAGCUGAUCGCCGUGGUAACGGAGAGAUUGUCAGACCAUGCUGUGAUCGUCGAUCUUCAGUAUGCCGCAUCACGAGGGGUUCCUGUCUACAUCAUCCUCAACCAAAGAUCUGUGGAGGACAACUGCUUUUCACACCAGCUUCAACAUCCAAACAUCAGGGUGCGUGUCCUCGGAGGGAAAAGAUUCCUGACGCGUGACACAAAGAUGGUGGUUGGAGAGAUGAAGGACAACUUUGUGCUGGUGGAUUUAGAGUCGGUGAUGUUGGGGAGUUACAGUCUCACCUGGACCGAUGCUCACCUGCACCGUCAGAUCGUCACCGUAAUGAGUGGCCCAAUCGUUGAAUCUUUUGACCAUGAGUUUCGGAUCCUCUAUGCUGCCUCGCUCCCGAUCCCAGACACAUGCAAAACACCACCCGAACCCCAAAGCUACUCUAAGCCAGAACCACAAAACCUGGGAAGCACCAAAGUUGAACUUGGUGAAUUGGUCCCGAAUCCUCCACCUCCACCUCUAGACUGCUAUCUAGACUGGGAGGCUAUGGGAGUUAUCCAGAGAUUCCCAGAAAAUCCUGCUUAUCCUGAUGUUGGUGAUCAGAUGCAGUUCUAUCAUCAACCUAUGAUGGACAGACAUCCGGGAAUGUGGGAGCUUCCCUUUAGUAAUGAGUUUAAUCACAAUCCUCAUCCUGGAUACCACGAGGAGGGCAAAUUAGGUUCAAUGUUUCUGUCUGACUUCAGGCAUCAAGAAUAUCAAAGGUCAAGACGAAUGUUUACCCCCGGAGAUUUCCAGAUGUCUCAUGGCAUUGAGCCAGUAAAUAGGCAAAUACAAAUACCCGAGAGAAUCACAUACAACCGGCCAUCUCCUCCGGUGACCAUCGAAAGUGAAGAUAGAUUUCCUCUAUACAAACCUCGCAUUCACAGAUCAGACAUGAGCUCAGAGGAAGAGAUCGGACCUCCAAUAAGACGAGAGUCUUUCCUUAGGAGGGACAGAGUUUUGGGAGAUACUAUGAAUCAUGAUGGAAACCAACAAGCUAACCUAAAGAAGCCCGCUUCAUCCGAGCUGUCACGGAGCAAGACUUUCGGCACAUUGAGUGACAUUUUUAAAAAAAUGAAUGCACGCAAUACCUCCGGACAGAGGAAGACUGAAGGCCACCCACCCGGCAUCAGCAAAUCCACACUGGAUCUCCAGCGGACAGACACUCCAGCAAAUGUUCGAGCCCCUAACGGUGAUCAUCUUCCCAUGACGCCCGCGUUGGCACUCAUGAAGAAACGUAAUGAUGAGGUUAAAACAGGAUUGUUAAGAAGUAUGCCCAACGUCUUCACGCCCACAUUUAGAGGUUCCGCCCUCGGCCUACAGCGAGACACAUGGAGGUCAAGUUAUAGAAGCCACAGAAAUGAGGAGGAGCACUGAUGUUACCCCACACAAUGACAUCACCAGUGUUACAAUCAUUCCCACCUAUUUAAAUACAUGUAAAUGUGACUGUAAUAAUCUGUGCUGCUGGUAAAAGGGGGGUUUACUGCUCAAAGAGAAUACAUAUUUAUCAGCAAUGAUGUUACAAUACAAGAUACAUGUAUAGAUAGAAAUGUAAUGUAAGUCAGUUUUUCUGACUUAUAUAAAAUAUGUGACAUGUGAACGAUUAUAUUUAAUGAAUGAAAUAAGAAAACACAUUUUAAAGCCAAUGGUUUAUGUUUUUGUGUGAUUAUAUUGUAAAGUGUCCCUAUAUGACAAAGGAAUAGUAAAAAGACUGAAAGAUAAGCGGGUUUGGUGACGUCAUCAGAGCAAGUUGUU